Anolis carolinensis (green anole) is the source of this 10632-nucleotide messenger RNA. RefSeq names its product dedicator of cytokinesis 5 (gene dock5). The record is from RefSeq and is a predicted model, not a curated record. The transcript is spliced from 52 exons. Gene Ontology annotation, cellular component: cytoplasm; plasma membrane. Gene Ontology annotation, molecular function: guanyl-nucleotide exchange factor activity; small GTPase binding. The coding region runs from base 224 to 5851 and encodes 1875 amino acids. Lineage: Eukaryota; Metazoa; Chordata; Lepidosauria; Squamata; Anolidae. Gene Ontology annotation, biological process: myoblast fusion; small GTPase-mediated signal transduction; cell migration.
GCUUGCCUCCUCCUGGGCUCCUUCCUUCUCUCCCUCUGGCUCUGGGCCUGGGAACGGGGAAGGGCUCCGGGACUGUUCCGCCCCCGGCUCUGCGGCUGCCAAGGCGGGACAGCCCAGCGCCCUUCCUGCCUGCCUGCCUGCCUGCCUGCUCAGCAUGGCCGGAGGAGAGGCGGCCGGAGCCGGAGGGGGCUGAGCCGGGGCGGAGAACCCAAGCAGACCCGGCAUGGCCCGCUGGAUCCCCACCAAGCGGGAGAAGUACGGCGUCGCCAUCUACAACUAUAAUGCUGCCCAAGAUGUGGAGCUUUCUUUGCAGGUUGGCGACACAGUUCACAUUCUGGAGAUGUAUGAAGAUUGGUACAGAGGAUAUACGCUCCGGAACAAAUCCAAAAAGGGCAUCUUCCCAUCAACAUACAUCCAUUUGAAAGAGGCAACGGUGCAAGAUGGUGGGCAACAUGAAAUAGUCAUUCCAAAUGAACUACCUUUGGUCCAGGAACUCACCUCUACGCUAUGGGAAUGGGCAGUUAUUUGGCACAGGCUCUAUGUGGAGAACAAGAAGACACUCUUCCGCCAUGUGCAGCAGAUGACCUAUGGCCUGAUUGAAUGGCGGUCCCAGAUCAUCUCCGGAACGCUUCCCAAAGAUGAACUGGCUGAGCUCAAGAAGAAAGUCACAGCCAAAAUCGACUAUGGCAACAGGAUAUUGGGGCUGGACUUGGUAGUGAGAGAUGAUAAUGGGAACAUUCUGGAUCCUGAUGCCACCAGCACGAUAGCGCUCUUUAGGGCACAUGAGACAGCCUCCAAAAGAAUCGAGGAAAGGAUCCAGGAAGAAAAGUCUCUUCAGCAGAACGUAGACCUGCGGGGACAGUCUAUCUUCAACACUACUCACACGUACAGCCUGUAUGUCAACUUCAAAAAUUUUGUCUGCAACAUUGGUGAGGAUGCGGAGCUGCUUAUGAGUCUCUAUGAUCCUGACCAAUCCAAGUUCAUUAGUGAAAACUACCUGAUUCGUUGGGGAAGUAAUGGAAUGCCAAAGGAAAUUGAAAAACUUAACAACCUUCAAGCUGUCUUUACGGACCUCAGCAGUUCUGACCUGAUCCGACCUCGAAUUAGCCUGGUGUGUCAGAUUGUGAGAGUGGGUCACAUGGAGCUGAAAGAGGGCAAGAAACACACCUUUGGCCUCCGGAGACCCUUUGGAGUAGCAGUGAUGGACAUCACAGAUAUCAUUCAUGGGAAAGUGGAUGAUGAAGAUAAACAACAUUUUAUUCCCUUUCAGCAGAUUGCCAUGGAGACAUACAUCAGACAGCGGCAAUUAAUCAUGGCCCCUUUAAUAACUUCCCACGUGAUUGGAGAGAAUGAGCCCCUCACGUCUGUCUUCAACAAAGUCAUUGCUGCCAAGGAAGUGAAUCACAAAGGGCAAGGCCUUUGGGUUUCUUUGAAGCUUCUACCUGGGGAUUUAGCCCAGGUUCAGAAGGACUUUUCUCAUCUUGUUGACAGAUCAACAGCUGUGGCCCGUAAAAUGGGAUUCCCAGAGAUUAUUCUGCCUGGUGAAGUUCGAAAUGAUAUUUACAUCACUUUGCUGAACGGAGAGUUUGACAAAGGGAAAAAGAAGACACCUAAGAAUGUAGAAGUCACCAUGUCUGUUCAUGAUGAAGAUGGCAAUCUCUUAGAGAAAGCUAUCCAUCCAGGUGCCGGUUAUGAAGGUAUCUCAGAAUACAAGUCGGUUGUCUACUAUCAAGUCAAGCAGCCUUGUUGGUACGAAACUGUAAAGGUGUCCAUUGAAAUAAAAGAAGUUGGACACUACCACCUAAGAUUUACUUUCCGUCAUCGAUCAUCACAGGAAUCAAGAGAUAAAUCUGAAAGGGCUUUUGGAAUGUCAUUUGUGAAGCUGAUCAAUGCAGAUGGCACCACGCUACGGGACGGCAAGCAUAAUUUAAUAGUCUACAAGGGUGAGAACAAGAAAAUGGAAGAUGCCAAGUUUUACUUGACACUUCCUAGCACCAAGGUGGAAAUGGAGGACAGGGAUGGUCUGCUUGCCAAACAUCCAGCAACUAACUUUACUGCAACCAAAGAAAGUACAAAGGAUAGUUUCCAGAUUGCAACACUCAUCUGUUCUACAAAGUUGACACAAAAUGUUGACCUGCUGGGUUUGCUGAACUGGCGCUCAAAUUCCCAGAACAUUGGCCACAAUCUGAAGAAGCUCAUGGAGGUAGAAGGAGGAGAAAUUGUCAAGUUCUUACAAGAUACACUGGAUGCACUUUUCAGCAUAAUGAUGGAAAUGUCUGACAACGAAUCGUAUGAUUUCCUUGUGUUUGAUGCACUGGUAUUUAUUAUUUCCCUGAUUGGAGAUAUCAAGUUUCAGCAUUUCAAUCCUGUACUGGAAACAUAUAUUUACAAGCACUUUAGUGCCACAUUGGCUUAUUUAAAACUCACUAAAGUCCUGAACUAUUAUGUUGGAAAUGCGGAUGAUUCCAGCAAGACAGAAUUGCUGUUUGCUGCUCUGAAAGCAUUGAAAUAUCUUUCCCGGUUCAUAGUUCAGUCAAGGGUGCUUUAUCUGGGAUUUUAUGGCAAAAGUGAAGACGGUAAUGAGUUCAACAAUGCCAUCCGCAAGCUUUUCCUCUCCUUUAACGUCCUCAUGGACCGGCCACUUGAGGAGGCUGUUAAGAUCAAGGGUGCUGCUUUAAAAUAUUUGCCAAGCAUAAUCAAUGAUGUCAAACUGGUCUUUGAUCCAGUGGAACUCAGUGUCCUGUUCAGCAAAUUCAUCCAAAGCAUCCCUGAUAACCAACUUGUCCGUCAGAAACUCAAUUGCAUGACCAAGGUUGUGGACAGUGAUCUGUUCCAUCAAGCGGAGUGCCGUGAUGUUCUGUUACCGCUCUUUGUUGAUCAGUUAAGUGGGCAGCUGGAUGAUAAUUUCAACAAGCCUGAUCAUGAAGCCUGUUCACAGCUGCUUAGCAAUAUUCUGGAAGUUUUGGAUCGUAAGGAAGUGGGCCCUACCGCCGCUCACAUUCAGCUCAUCAUGGACCGUCUGCUGAGAAGAAUAAACCGGACGGUGAUUGGAAUGAGCAGACAGUCUCCACAUAUUGGUAGCUUUGUUGCCUGCAUGAUGGCCAUCUUGAAACAAAUGGACGAUGCUCAUUACAACCACUACAUCAGCACUUUCAAAACAAGACAAGAUCUUAUUGAUUUCCUGAUGGAAACCUUCAUUAUGUUUAAAGACCUGAUUGGGAAGAAUGUCUAUGCGAAUGACUGGAUGGUCAUGAACAUGAUGCAGAGCAGGAUUUUUCUUCGAGCCAUAAACCAAUACACUUCUGUGCUCAACCGGUGCUUUUUGGACCAGGCAAGCUUUGAACUGCAGCUCUGGAAUAAUUACUUUCACUUGGCAGUCGCCUUUCUCACUCAUGGGUCCCUCCAGUUGGAGACUUUCUCCCAGGCAAAACGGAACAAGAUAGUCAAGAAAUAUGGGGACAUGAGGAAGGACAUUGGCUUCAAGAUCAGGGACAUGUGGUACAACCUCGGGCCUCACAAGAUCAAGUUCAUCCCUUCCAUGGUAGGACCAAUCCUGGAGGUGACCUUGACGCCAGAGCCUGAAUUGCGCAAGGCGACAAUCCCGAUCUUUUUUGACAUGAUGCAGUGUGAAUUCACCUUCAGUGGCAACAGGAAUUUCCACAUGUUUGAAGAUGAGCUAAUAACUAAACUGGAUCAAGAAGUUGAAGGUGGCCGAGGGGAUGAACAAUACAAGAUUUUGCUGGAGAAACUCCUGCUGGAGCACUGUCGGAAGCAUAAAUACCUCUCAAGCUCAGGUGAAGUGUUUGCCCUGUUGGUUAGCAGCCUGUUAGAAAACCUGUUGGAUUACCGGGCGUUCAUGCAUGACGGCAGCAGAGAAAACCGCAUGAGUUGCACUGUGAAUGUCCUGAAUUUUUAUAAAGAAAAGAAGAGAGAGGACAUAUACAUUAGGUAUUUGUAUAAACUCCGGGACCUGCAUACAGCCUCUGAAAAUUUUACCGAGGCAGCAUACACACUUCUCCUUCAUGCAGAAUUGCUUCAGUGGUCUGACAAGCCGUGUGCUCCACAUCUGCUCCAGAGGGACAGCUACUAUGUCUAUUCACAGCUGGAGCUCAAGGAGAAACUCUAUGAAGAAAUCAUUGCUUUCUUCAACAAAGGCAAGAUGUGGGAGAAAGCCAUCCAACUGAGCAAGGAACUAGCUGAGAUGUAUGAAAACAAAGUUUUUGAUUACGAGAGGCUUGGCAAUCUCUUGAAAAAAAGAGCCACAUUCUAUGAGAACAUCAUGAAGGCCAUGCGACCUCAACCAGAGUAUUUUGCCGUUGGGUAUUUUGGACACGGAUUCCCCUCCUUCCUCCGUAACAAGAUCUUCAUCUACCGUGGGAAGGAAUAUGAAAGGAGGGAAGAUUUCAAUCUGAAAUUACUAACCCAGUUCCCAAAUGCUGAGAAGCUGAGCAGUACCGCUCCACCAACAGAAGAAAUCAAAGCCUCACUUAAGCAGUACGUACAGUGUUUCAUCGUUAAACCUGUGAUGAACCUCCCACCAAACCUCAAGGACAAGCCUGUUCCAGAGCAGAUUCUAAAUUUCUAUAGGGCCAAUGAAGUGCAACAAUUCCAAUAUUCCCGCCCCUUCCGGAAAGGAGAAAAAGAUCCAGAGAAUGAAUUUGCAACAAUGUGGAUCGAGAGGACCACCUACACAACUGCCUAUUCAUUCCCAGGAAUUCUCAAAUGGUUUGAGGUGAAACAAGUUUCAGUGGAGGAAAUCAGCCCUUUGGAGAAUGCCAUCGAAACCAUGGAGUUGACCAAUGAGAAGAUCAGCAACUGUGUGCAGCAACACACCUGGGAUCGGACCUUGCCUGUGCACCCCCUUUCCAUGCUGUUGAAUGGCAUUGUGGAUCCAGCUGUCAUGGGAGGAUACAACAACUAUGAGAAGGCCUUUUUCACAGAUAAAUAUAUUCAAGAACACCCUGAAGAUCAAGAAAAGAUCGAACAGCUCAAGCAAUUAAUUGCUCUACAGAUGCCUUUGUUGGCUGAAGGGAUCAGGAUUCACGGGAAGAGACUGACAGAACAACUGAAGCCUCUUCAUGACCGACUGACCUCUUGUUUCAAGGAGCUGAGGGAAAAAGUGGAGAAGCUCUACGGUGUAGUAACCCUACCUUCUUCACUGAUAGAGAGAAAACAGAGUAGGUCUGGGUUGGUGGUGUUGCCAUACAUCAUGUCUUCCACUUUGAGGAGACUCUCCGUUGCCUCAGUGACUUCCUCUGUGGGAUCAACCUCGUCUACCUCUUCAGACAGUACUUCCUCCAGACCAGGGUCAGAUGGAUCUAUCCUUGAACCCCUUGUGGAAAGGAGGAGUUCAGCAUCCUCCAGGAUGGAUGAUCUCUUUACCAAAGAGGAUGGUGAGAACCAGACGAGUAAAUUCAGGCGGAAGAACUGGAGCCUCAGCAAAUCUCAGGUUAUGGUGGAGAAGGAGUCCGAGGCAGAAUUGGCAUCCAAAAUGAACACAUCAGGAAAAACACUGAGGCCAAAGAGUCUCCAACUGGGAGAGAGCAGACUGACGCUUCUUCAGGGCUCGUUGCUCCAACAAACCAUCCCUCUGAGCCCACCGCCCAUCACUCCCAAAACGCCAAGAACCCAAAGUUUCCCUUCUUUGCAAACAGAAGGAUUAGCAACCAUUCUUUCGCAGAGCACUCCACCCCCACCUCCACCCAAAUCCAAACCCUAUGAGAAUAGCAACUCUAGGAACUCCACAGAGGUUGCUCCACCUUUGCCCACCAGGCGGGAAGUCAAGCCUCCUCCUCCUCCUCCCAAAGCCAGGAAAUCCAGUGUUGUUUCUUCAGACUCGGGAUUGCAAUGACAAUUCCACAAUGACCAGCCCCUCCCCUUGGACCUAUUCUGCAGUCCUGUUUUCCAUGUAUAUGUUCCUAGGUAUUUUUCCUCCCUGGAUUUCCUUAUUAUUUCCUGCUGCUGUACAGAUGAACAGUUUUGUCCAGAUGUUCUCUUGGGCCGUGACCAAAACAAGCCAUCUAAACUGUUAAUGGUGCUUCUGAACUUGAGUUUCGACUUCUGAGUUUCCUGGUUGCAAGCCAAGACAGCAGGCCUUCUGGCCUUCUCCCAGAACUACGCAUCUGCAUGGUCAACUGUUGGGAGUAAUACCAAGAGUUUCCUUGUUAUACAUCCAUUGGAACAGCAUCACUAAAGUUCUUCUCCUUAGGGAAUUCUCUUGAUGGUUAAAAUUGGACUUGCCCUUUAAACAGUGGUCUGCACGACGCUGCGAAAGGUGGCCAUGAAUUUACAUGAACAGUUCAUCCCUAUUCAACUGUAUCUGGGGAAAAGGAAUGAAAAGAAGAGCCUGGCAAAAGACAAGACAUGAAUCUACACAGUGAAUCUGAGCUCAUACGCAGUAAGGGUGGGGAUGUCUGUCAGUGUCACUUUUUCCUACAAGUUCCUUUAAUGGGAAACAUGACAAACUUUGAGAAUGCUCAUCACUUCUGGACUAAAAUGGAAUUGUCCUCCAUCUGCACCAGCCAAAUUCAGUCCUACCACUGUUCCCACCAGAAGAGGGUCAUGUUAUAUCUGCCUUACCAUUCUUAAGGAUGAUGUGGUCCAUUAUCUCAGACCAAAGAAAUUGAGUUCAAGUUUAGCCUAGGAAUUUAUAUAUAGAUUUAAAGAAUUAGAGACUUGAAGCCUUCAGCCUGGAUAAACAAGUACCUCUGUCUGGUUUUUUUUUUUAUUUCUCCCAUUUCUUAAAAAAAAUAAUCACAAGUUCUUUCUGUCCUGAUUUUUAAUUUUUUUAAUUAAAACAAUGACUUUCCCUUCCUGGUCUUCGGAGAUUUUGGAUCUUGAACUGGUGAUCUUGAACUCUGAGGCUGGACCAUGGUACAUGAGCUGCCAUGGACUGCAUGUUUUUGGUACAGAACCAUUUUCCAGACACACAAGAGACUAUAACUAAACAAUACUGGUCCCUGCAACUAGUCAGCACUGAGAAGUGUUGCCUUAGUAUGAGGAUUCAAAGCUGAAACGUCUGCCUUUGUCUGCCUAACUUCUCCAGGCCUCAGAAAUGUUGCUUUUGGAGUAUAGCUUGAAAAGUUUCAAAGAGAUUUCUGGUAGUAGUUGUCCAAAAAAGUAUUUAUUUCAAGUUCUGCUUUUGUUUGCAGCAAUAACUACUGAUCACAGCAAGUCUUCAUCAGAAGGUUUGGAUCCAGAUAUUACUCCUGACAUCUCUGGACUGACCUUGACCAGUCCAAGCAACUUUGCUAGUGAGAAAACUAUUGCUUUGCUUUGCCAAAGAAAUUGAAUGUUUCUUCAGAAGAUGUCUGGUACCUGUUGAUGGAGAAAAAGACAAGAUCUCCUGAAUUGAAUUAACUUAUCUUAAAGGUCUCAAGAGUUUGAUGGCAUUGUAACUGAUGCCAUCAAUUCCUCGUUGUGUUUUCUACUCAUCUAGAUUUUGGAUAUAGACAGGAUUGGGUACAUCACAACCACUUUUCCCCAUCUUGAAAUCGUUGGUUUACAUUCCCUUGUGUAAUAAUGUGUUGCCUUAAGACUGACCUAAAGGUAUGAUUUCUCUGCUGAAUUCAGAAGAUAGAUUUGUGCAUGAUGGUGUUUCUUGGCCUCCAAAACCAAUAUUCAUAAACAAGCCCUUUCCUCGGCUAAAAUGUCACAUUGAUCUCUUCUAAGAUAACAUGAAUACAUAGCCUCAUGUAAUUCCCAGGGCAAGAAUCAACUUGUGUGUCUUUCUCAUUAACAGCUUUUGCCAUCUGGACCACAUUGUGAUGUUGCUUGUCCACACAGGCCCCAGUUUUCAUUUGUGAAAUAUUAGAAAAUAUGUAUCCUCUAGCUAUAUGUUCCAAGACUUCUUUAACCAGGGCUUUUCAUCGUUAGUUGAGUUACUUGCUCCUUGGUUGCUAUUUGUAGGAAGCUUUUACUAAUACUCAGUUCCAAGAGUAUAGAUUACCCUUCAAAAUGUCAAAAUAAUGCCAUUUAAUAGGUUCAUGUGAAGCUUCGAAAUGAUCUGAUUCAGUUUCACUUGCUGAUCUUCAUUGCCAAGUGGAGGUUGGACUCCAUCACUCUCAUCCAAAUCAUAAGUAACCGUAACUCAGUAGAAUAGCAUCUGCAUUGUAUGCAGAAGAUUUGGUGUUUAUUAUUCAGUUAUCUACAGAGAAUGACCAUUUAGAACUGAGCAAAUGAGACAGAUUUCUGCAUGAUAUCCCCAGAGAACUACAGGCAGUUCCCAAGUUACAAACAUCCAACCUACAUAUGUCGUAUAGUUAAGAACAGGAAGUGAGUGAAAUUACCCCUUAGAAGGGAAAUUCAUUCCUGUAAGAGUUGUUAUCAUGGGGAAAAAGUGUCUCCACUGAAGCUUUAUCACCAAUCCUUGUUUCCACAACAAGCCAAAAUUUUAACAAUCCAAUUCUCAUAAAGGCAGAAAGUAUGUAAGUAAAGCACCCUAUCCACAGAACAAUAGGAGUAUUUACUUUUAACCCCUAGAUUGCAUCCAUAUUUUGAUUUAUUGAUAUAAUUCUGAGCAGUUUCCUUCCUUUGUAUACAACAUAAAGCCAGGCUGUUUCUCACACUGUAUAUAUCGCCUUACUGAAUGUAAGCAAUUGCCUUUGUAAAGUCAAAAGCGAUUUCUUUACACUUUUUGCUGCUUUCAUGGGUUGAGUGUACUCCAUCUCAACUUUUCAAGCAAAUCCCAGCAGUUUUUUUUCCUGACCUUGAAUCAAAUCCACCUUCCUUUCAUUGCCCAGAUGGCUCCAGGAAACAGAUUGUGAACAUUGAGUUAGGACGGGAUAGAAGAUCACCAUCAAUUUCCAUCAGAGAACAGGCUGGAGAUGUUCUCCAAGUCUCCCAGCAGUCCCAAUUCGUACAUGUGCCUCCAGCUGUGCACUAGUUAUGGCCUGUGCAAAAGUCUUUAGAGCUUCCGUCUUCUCCCGGCCCCAGUGGGGAAAACUUAGUGAAUCUUUUGGGAAUAUUUCAGUCAGUUUCACUUUUUUUGAAGGGAGGCAUAGCAGAUGGCAUGGGUUCCAUAUUGAUGUGUUUUGUAUCUUGACUUGGAAUCCUCUAGUUUCAUUGAUUGCUGGGCAGAAAGAUGAGCAUUGUGAAUUAUCUUUCCAGAAAUGAAGUUCAUUGCCAACUUUGGGAAAGGAUUUUGCUGCACAAUGUAGAGUGUAGCUAUAUUAUACAUGCAAUGGCAGACUCUAAAGGCAAAUCAAGUCGACGGCAACUUUUGUUUAGUUCCGGGACUGUCAUUUGUUUCAACCUGGAAUAGGUUUUAUAUGAGAUGCUUCACUAUGCUGAGUCCUUAUUACAUUUACUUUAGGCAUAUAUAUCAUCACAUAGUCUCAAAUGCCCAUCUCUUAGACAAACAGUGAUAUGUAGCAGCCCCUAAGAGGUACACAAAUCAGAACUAGAAGUUGCCAGAAGUUCAGUUGUUUUGUGUUGUUGAAGGCUUUCAUGGCCAGGAUCACAGGAUUGUUGUAUGUUUUCCAGGCUAUAGGGCCAUGUUCCAGAAGUAUUCUCUCCUGACGUUUCACCCACAUCUAUGGCAGCCAUCCUCAGAGGUUGUGAGGUACAGUAGAGUUUCACUUAUCCAACAUAAACGGGCCGGCAGAAUGUUGGAUAAGCAAAUAUGUUGGAUAAUAAGGAGAGAUUAAGGAGAAGCCUAUUAAACAUCAAAUUAGGUUAUGAUUUUACAAAUUAAGCACCAAAACAUGUUAUACAACAAAUUUGACAGAAAAAGUAGUUCAAUAUGCAGUAAUGCUACGUAGUAAUUACUGUAUUUACGAAUUUAGCUCCAAAAUCACGAUGUAUGGAAAACAUUGACUACAAAAAUGCGUUGGAUAAACCAGAACAUUGGAUAAGCGAGUGUUGGAUAAGUGAGACUCUACUGUAUAUGUUGUUUUGUUGUUUUGUUUUGCUGGCAUGGGGUGAUGCAGGGCUACUCCAAGGUAUUUUUAUUGCCCUUAUUUUAUUGCUUUAAUCUUUUUGAAGCAACAGAGAAACAGGCUAUGCUCCACAACAUUACCCAGAACAUUGUGCUGAAUAGAAUUGCUGCAUUUUAUUCUCAUCUGUAAUUUGUGAUCUUUUAUAGCAUGUGAUAAGGGAAUCAGCUGUGUGCAUUGGGUUGCGCCGUACAAAUGGGAUCUAUCCCAUCUUUCAAAGAAAGUCCACUGGGAUGCACUUCUUGAAUUGCAAAUUAAAUGUAUUCAGGAUACUCAUUUCCUGAUGGCCUUCUAGCUUUCUUUCAAUUGUUCCAUGUGCAAGUGUUUGGUACCGGCCCCACUGUUAGAGACGGACUAUUCGACUCUUCCUAAUAUUUCUCAGGGAGCACCCUCCCAACCAUUCCUUUGGACCAGCCAAGAAAAAUACCUUAGGCCAGCCUUGAAACAAUGCCAAUGCUGGAACUCAACUGGAAGAGAGCCUUCCAGAGAUGUUCUACAGUCCAAAAGAUGUUGUUAAAUGUUAAGUGUUAACUAUGUCCCCCCCCCCUUUAUCUCCUCACUGACUCGCAUUAUGGCUCCUAUUGAUCUACCCUUCGAUGAUUAAAACUUUUAUUUUCAGUACAGAAUUUAUUGCAUCAGACUCACUGCCUUAUUUAUUUUUAUAACUGUAAAUGGAGAUAUUAAACAAUUGAUUGUC